UCGUUUAAAUCAAUCAAAGAAUCAAGCAAGCAAGCAGUCGAUCUCGUUCGUGUCCAAUUCUCCCGCCCCCUGCAUCGGUACAGCAGCAGUAGCGAAUUCAUCAGAUUGGCGACGCACCACCACGCACCCAUCGCUUACAGCAGACGCCAUCAAUCAAUGCCUCACCAAGAACCGCUCCCCUUUUGGAUGGUCAACGUCCCGCGCGACCAAUGGACAGACGAGUGCCCAGAGUUCCUCAGCGACUGCGGCGACAAAGACCGACGCAUCAUUGGGACGCCGGAUUCCGACUAUCGGACCUUGACCUGGGACGAGGUGCGAGAUUUGAUCCGCAUCAACCGCGUCGACCAGUUCCACCGCAAACCGUCGGAGCUGCGGAGGUAUCGCCAAUUCACCCAUCGCCUUGUGAAAGAGUAUGGCAGCAUUAUGAAUUUCAUUGUGAAUGAGCGGCUCAAGUGGACGACCAUGACGCCCGUGGGCGAGCCGUUUGAAUGUGGCGAAGACUUGACCAUCCUCUACAACGACUGGCCCUACGGCAUCGACGCUCGCAUCAAACACCUCGUCAUCUGGACCAAAUUCGAGCUGGAAGACGACCCGGAGACGGGCUUGUCGACGGCGGAAUCGCACCGGCAAAUCGACGAGUUUGUGCAGCGGACGUUUGGGUCGAAGCUCAGGCAGGACCAGUUUGCGUGGUUCAAGAACUGGAAGAGCCUGAAGAGCGUGCAUGCCGUGGAGCAUUUCCACGUUAUGCUGUUCGAUGCCGACGACGAGUUUGUGCGGGAGAUUACGAACGGGGAUGUUCCCAUGACUGCCAAGUUCUAA
Messenger RNA from Periconia digitata, 819 nucleotides. Lineage: Eukaryota; Fungi; Ascomycota; Dothideomycetes; Pleosporales; Periconiaceae. The record is from the annotation of a GenBank genome assembly.